AGCAAACCAAUAUUAACCUGCCGGUCCUACUCUGCCGUGUUUUAACCUCUUAUUACGUACAGGUAUCAGAUUUUGUAAGGGUUCUUAAAUCAGUUUAGAAAAGUCAUGACCGGGCAUAGAUUUAUACAAUUAAAUAUUGUUUGCUGGCUAUUAACACAUACAACGGGUCCAUAAUGAUCACUUAAUGUGUACUUUCAAAAUAUUGGAACUGUAAUUAUUGAUUAUGAUUCCAUACCUGAACUGUUCUAUAAAUGUUUAUCAAUAUUUCAAUUUCACCAUUCUUUCCUUUAACAAUGGACUGACAAUAAUACAGUUCUAGUUUACGUAGCGCGUGAUUGAACUUUUUGAACGGCUUUUAUUAUUUGGUUUAUCGUCAGUCAAUGGUUUGAGUAUUCAAGAAAAAACACUAGUUAUGUUAGCCCUGCAAUUAUGUUUUAAUAAUUACACGUAAAUAUGUUUGUGGAAAAAAACAACAACAAUAACAGCAGCAACAACAAAAUGGAAAACAGUCUCUCACUUAUUUGGAAUAAAUAUUUCUUUUGCAUUUGCAUUGCAAAUCUAAGGAUAUAUCUCUACAAUGCCAGUUUAUUACUGAAAAUAUAUUUGAAUACAUCAGCAAUAUAAAGUGAAUCGGGAAUGCAGUUUACCGUUUGUUUACCAAAAUGUGAGUUCAACAUCUUAUUUUGUGAAUGAAUAAAUGACAGACUAAAUUUCUUAAUCGCUAAUUGUUUUUCACGUGCAUUUUUGGUACAUCUGAUAAUUAUUUAUCAUAAAAAGCCGAAGGUGACAGAAACCUGCAAACAUUCAAUUCCCCUUUAGCUUAAAAGUCAUGAUGAAUAUUGUGAAAUAUACUUGUUGUUAAUUUUUAUACGAUGAUGAUAAAAUAAGUCAGUUGAAACAAUAAAAAUCAUGUUUUAAGCUGCGAUGAAGACCAUAAUUACAAUGGAUUACAAACUAUUAAUCGUGAACUUUUUACUAUUUCGACUUGAAUACAUUCACUGCUCAAAUAUUACACAGGUCGAAAGUUUAUACACAAAUUUAUUCCAGAAUUAUAACAGGAAACUUUUUCCAUUAAUAAAUCACAACAAUUCAAUGGAAAUAAAUUUCACGAUAGGAAUCGUAAGUAUAAAUAAUUUCGAUGAGCUGUCUGGUGAAAUAGAACUUACAAUGUAUUUCACUUUGCAAUGGACUGAUGAAAACUUGGUAUGGACACCAUCUCAAUAUGGCGGCAAAUCGGUGUUGUUAGUAGCUCCAGAAGACAUUUGGCGACCACAACUUUAUCUUCUACAAUCAUAUGACACACUCCAGGAGAUAAGUAACAAUUCAGUCAUGGCACGAUUAUUCUCGAAUGGCCAAGUCAUGUGGAAUAUUGGAAGUGUUUUGAAAAUUGUUUGUUCUGUUGACGUGACGUAUUUUCCUUUUGAUACCCAGACAUGUUUAUUAAUGGUUUCAGGCUGGGCCUACACAAACGAGGAAGUGUUGUUUUUCGUGAAUGAUGCAAAAGUAAGUGAAGAUUAUUUUUACAACAAUAGUCAAUGGAUACUUCAGUCGGCAACGUCACAGAACUAUUAUGAUAUAAUAUCAUCAUUUCCACCGACGAUUUUUGUGAUACUACAACUACAAAGGCGAAGUGAUUUUUUUGUAGUCUACAUAAUAUUUCCAAUGGUGUUCCUUGGCCUUAUAAAUAAUCUUGUGUUUGUUAUGCCUGCAAAUUCUGGAGAGAGAACAUCAGUUGCUAUAACAACAUUUUUGUCAUUUAUUGUUUUUAUGCAAAUGAUAAAUUCGAUUGUUCCGGAGAGUUCAGAACCUAUGGCUUAUAUAUAUUAUUAUAUUCUUUUUCUAUUGGUUUAUAGCUCACUCAUUUUAUUUUUGUGUAUAUGCUCGUUAUGUAUCUAUGACAAGGACACACCAGUUCCUCCGUCCAUAGAAAAGAUGAUUUAUUGUUUUCGAUGUUGGUAUUUCAAGAAAAACAAAGACAAAGUAACACCUGAGAGGAGAGCAUCCAUUUUGUCUGAGCAAGUUGACGUAAAAAGCAUUAACGAAAAGAUAUCAUUCAGUCAACAUGUUGAUGAUACUCCUUUAGUGACUUGGAUAUUGGUUGGCAAGACAUUUGAUUUCUGCUGCUAUGUUUUUCUGUUGUUGACAUAUUUGGCGGUAACCAUUCAUACGUUCGUAAAAUUAUAUUUUAACUAGUUUCUGAAUAUCUUUUAUAUACAUUUAAUGGAGGAUAUUCGUUUGUUUGUGUGUAAGAUGAAAUUUUAUUUCAUCGAGUGGGCUUUAGAAACAGUAUUCUCACGAGUGGCGUAAGCAAGAGCGAGAAUACUGUUUUUAAAGUUCACGAGAUGAAAUAAAAUUACAUCUUACACAACAAACAAACAAACUUUCUUUUUAUUUGAUGCUCAAAAACAAGUUUAAACGAAGUUUCCUUAAUAUUAACUUAAACAUUGAAACUGGUAGUCUUUAUUAGUCAAAUUUCUCAUAAAAUACAAGAAGUCUUGGGCUGAAAAAAAUAAGUUCGACAAUCAACGUUAAAUGGCUUGAUAUUAUUCAUUUUACUCAAAACAAUAUGAAUGAUCUCUUCUUUUAAUAAUAAAAACAAACAAUACAGUAAAAGAAAAAGUUACAAUAUCCGACCUUAUUUCGUUACUUACGGCUAAUUUAUAUUAGACCUGGCUUUGUGAAAUGUAAGCGGUCGCCAUUUUUUUCGGGCUGAUGGCUGCCAUUGCUUUUCAAGUUUUCACAUUGCAUUUGGCAGUUUUUGCUGGUAGGAUACUUAAAUAUGCCCAAAUGUCACCAAGAGCAGUUUUGCAUGUGGAAGGAAUUGCAUUUUUCAGACUGAAAAGUAAGCAAAAAAUUUAAAGACGAUAUUUGGUGAUUGGUAAUUCGAAUGAAUUGAUGAAAGUUUUCUUCUUUUCAUUACUUUUGAAAUUCAAGUUGUUUAUCAAGUUAAGCUUUGCGUUUCUCAGAAUUGUCAGCAAAAAUAAAAUUGAGGUACCACAUUGGGAAAAACUUAAAAAAGUAGUUUCGUCAUUGAAAAGUGUGAAAUUAUAUUUUGAUAAUUUUCACUUUGAAAUUUUAAAAUAUAUUUUUCACGGAUAAAUCAGUAAUCGACUGAAAAGCAUAAAAUAAUAUGAACUAUUCUGAUAUAGAUUCGCAAUGCACUUAUAUCUGUAUAUACAUAGUGUUUGAUAUUACAAUGAUAAAUGAAAAUUACAUUCAUAUUUCUUAAUACAAUAGUAUAAAUAGUACAGAUUUAUACAAAUGUAUAUUUUUUAAUGUUUCUUCUGUGUAUUAUCAAAUUUCAAAAUGAAAAAUGUUAAAAUGCAAAAUAUAGAUGUUAAUAAACCUGAAUAUACAGCAUGAUUGUAUAUCGUUUUUUAAAUAUAAAUUUUGCUUAAUAUGAGUUUAAGGAGAUAAGGUGUUCAAUAAACUCACAUAUUUUGUGUUGUUUAAUAAAUAAAAGUUUUGUCAAAGGAAAAAUAUAAUAUGCAUGUGUAUAGAUAAAAUAUUUUCAACGCCAAUUCUUAUCUAAGAGCAAUUUGCAAAUGGAGAAGAUAAUUUGUCAAAUGGAAAACGCGAACAUUCUCAAUAUUCUUUUUCUAAUAUUUAUACUAUUCUGUUUUUCUCUAUUUUAUAAUAAUAAUUAUACAUAAUUUAUGGAAUGGGACAAACGAGUCAUAUUGAAGAUUUCAUGAUAACAGCCGUAUGUGGAUGUUUCUAAAAUUCAAAUUCCACCAUUUUCAUGGUCAAUGUUGAGUUCUUCUUAAGCCGGUGCUAGUGGACAUGGACGUUAACUUGCGCUUUCCAGUACCAUUCAUGAACAGGCGCAAUCAAACCGAGCCUGCAACAUUUUCAAUUUUGUCUUUUUGAAUUUUUUUUACCGAUUCCGCUUUUCUCUAUUUUAUACCACAUGUCUCUUUUCUCCAGCCAUUAUAAUUCAUCUUGUCUCCGAUGAAAAGUCAAGCUAAUAGUCAAAGUUGAAAUUAUUGAUUUAAAAAAAAUAAAGUUCCCAGGUAUGUUAGUUAAAAUUAGUGUGUGAUUCAAAGCUCUGCAAAAGAAAUAUGUACAUAUGUUAAAAAAAGCCAACAUAGAUAUAGAGAAAAAAAUAAACAUGGGGAAAACAUUUAACCGUUUUUUAGUUUUUUAAUGUUCCUUUUAUUUAACAGUUAACAAUUUCUUCAUAAGUAAAGAAUUGCGCAUUUAGAAAGAUGUAUUUCCGUUUGAACGGUUAACUGCAUGUCUUGAUUUACCUGUCCUGCUUAAUGAUGAACUGAAA
Molecule: messenger RNA, 4276 nt
Organism: Ruditapes philippinarum (Manila clam)
Lineage: Eukaryota; Metazoa; Mollusca; Bivalvia; Venerida; Veneridae
Product: neuronal acetylcholine receptor subunit alpha-5-like
Exons: 1
Coding region: 925-2193 (422 amino acids)
Biological process (GO): regulation of membrane potential; monoatomic ion transmembrane transport; nervous system process
Cellular component (GO): neuron projection; synapse; membrane
Molecular function (GO): transmembrane signaling receptor activity; neurotransmitter receptor activity; extracellular ligand-gated monoatomic ion channel activity
Source: RefSeq, a predicted model, not a curated record